Molecule: messenger RNA, 568 nt
Organism: Cercocebus atys (sooty mangabey)
Lineage: Eukaryota; Metazoa; Chordata; Mammalia; Primates; Cercopithecidae
Product: homeobox protein cut-like 1
Exons: 5
Coding region: 1-564 (187 amino acids)
Source: RefSeq, a predicted model, not a curated record
AUGGGUUUAGAGUAUUGCAAUUACUGCCAGCAGUUCAAGGAUAAGAAUUGCCACGUCGGCUCCGAGCUUCAAGAAAGACACGGCAGCCCCUGGGCCAAACACCUGCUGCGCGCGAGAGCCGCCCCUGGGGCCAAGGGGCCCAGUGACCGCCUGAAACUCCUGGCCCAAGGACCGCGCCCCCGCCCCCGCAGCCCCUCCCGUGCGCUCGGGUCCAUCCCGUCACCGCCCAUUGGCCCUGGGUCCGCGCAGGGGCGCCGGCCUGGCGGCGGUUCCGAGUCGGGCGCGCGCCGGCAGGAUUCCCAUUGCCAACCGCGCAGCCAGACUAGGGGCUGCCCUCCGCUUUCUCGCCAUGGACGCGGACGACUCCCGGGCCACCAAGGGCUCCUUGCGGAAGUUCCUGGAGCACCUCUUCGGGGCCCGCAAGGCCAUCGGCGUGCUGACCAGCGGCGGGGAUGCUCAAGCAGAUGCGUGGAAAGGCCCGGAUGGCGGAUUUCCUCCCGUUUCGGGACCCCGCACUGCACAAGGAUGGAGCGGGGAUGGGCCCCCAGCCCACGGCCCCGGUGACCUU